Messenger RNA from Carlito syrichta (Philippine tarsier), 805 nucleotides. RefSeq names its product T-cell immunoreceptor with Ig and ITIM domains (gene TIGIT). Gene Ontology annotation, cellular component: cell surface. Lineage: Eukaryota; Metazoa; Chordata; Mammalia; Primates; Tarsiidae. Gene Ontology annotation, biological process: negative regulation of interleukin-12 production; positive regulation of interleukin-10 production; negative regulation of T cell activation. The transcript has 4 exons. The record is from RefSeq and is a predicted model, not a curated record. The coding region runs from base 83 to 805 and encodes 240 amino acids. Gene Ontology annotation, molecular function: signaling receptor binding.
GAUUUUACCGUUCCACCUGCAGUUGGCUAGUUUCGGUGGCAGAAAGGCCACAUCUGCUUCCUGUAAGCCCCUGGGCAGAAGCAUGCAGUGGUGUCUCCUUCUGUUCUGGGCCCAGGGACUGAGGCAGGGCCCCCUCGCCUUAGGAGCAAUGCCAGGCACCAUAGUCACCACGGGGAACAUUUCCACAGAGGAAGGUGGCUCUGUCAUCUUACAGUGUCACCUCUCCUCCACCAUGGCAGAAGUGACCCAGGUCAUCUGGGAGCAGCAGGAUCAACUCCUGGCUACCCAUCAUGCUGAGUUGGGGUGGCACAUCCAACCAGCCUUCAGGGAGCGAGUGGUCCUGGGUCCCAGCCAGGGCCUCACCCUCCAGUCACUGACCAUGAACGACACGGGGGAGUACUUCUGCAUCUAUCAUACCUACCCUGAUGGGAUUUACAGAGGGAGAAUCUUCCUGAAGGUCCUGGCAAACUCAGUGGCUAAGCACCACACUGCAAUCCAGAUUCCAUUGCUUGGAGCCAUGGCCACAGUGGUCAUCUGCACAGCGGUCAUCGGGGUGGUCAUGCUGAUUAGAAAGAGGAAAUCUCUCCAAACCCGUUAUGUGGAAAGUGACUUCAGAACGCCGGCUGGACAGGAGGAAUGGGAUUCCAGCAUUCCCUUGGGCCCUAGAACCUGUGUCCUGGUAGAAGCUGCCCCUGCCGGACUCUGCGAGGAGCAGAGGGAUGACUGCGCUGAGCCACAUGACUACUUCAAUGUCCUGAGUUACCGAAGCCUUGGGAGCUUUAGCUUCCUGGUGGAGACUGGUUAG